This is a messenger RNA of Baudoinia panamericana UAMH 10762, 2784 nucleotides long. RefSeq lists its product as uncharacterized. Bases 1 to 2784 code for a protein of 927 amino acids. NCBI's taxonomy places the organism in Eukaryota, Fungi, Ascomycota, Dothideomycetes, Mycosphaerellales, Teratosphaeriaceae. The transcript has 4 exons. The record is from RefSeq and is a predicted model, not a curated record.
AUGGCGAACAACUACGACGCUAGGGUGCCGUCUGCCUACGAACAGGAAGCGGGUAUCGACUACCCCAAGCCAACGCUGAGCAAGCAUCACAGCCCAGCAUCCAGCAUUCUUUCAUCCGAUGCUCGUAAUGGCAAACAUGGAGUCAUGGCGAAGUAUCUAUAUAAGCAAGUUGCCAACAAUCAGUGGUUUGAGCCGAUGGAGGAUGAUAUCGGCAACAAGGUCCACAGCCUCAACGUCGAUCGCGGCGUGGUCAUCCAACGAGAUGACGGAGCAUACCUCACUUACCCUCCUCAGCUUAACGAGCAGGUCCUUGAGGCUGUUCUCCGUCUGGACGUGCCUAUUGCUUUCACCAUGUCUUCUGAAGUUACGCACACCCUCCUGCGUCAGACAACGCCUGAACAGACGCAAGUUGGCGAUCCACGUUCCGGCGUUACCCUGCCAGUGGUCGACUCUGUGGAAAGUCUAGCUUCGGGACGAGUCCAAGUCCCACGUGAAGGCUUCAUCUGUCUUUGCAGGAAGGAGCAAUUCGUUCUUGUCUGGGGAAGCACGGUCGAGUCCAUACUGGUCCAGGGUAACGAUAUCGAGACAUGGUUGGUUGGCCUAGUUUGGGGUUCCCAGGCGCCAGUGGUUGCCAGUCCGCCCAGAGUUGCGAGUCCUUUCAGUCAACGGUCCCUCAACGUGUCACCCCCGCCACCGCAACCAUACCCUACACCGAUACCUGGUUUCACCCCAUCACCAACGGGUUUUCGUGCCAGCUCCACAGGCACACCGGAAUGGAAUGAGAAGUACGAUGUAAUUCGAACCGCUAUUGCUCGAGAAGAGAUGGGCGACAAGGCGUACGAUCCAGAAAGAGACGGCAAAGAAGCACCAAAGCGACCACUUGUCCUCGUGCACGCGCUGUGUAUUGGUCUAGCUAUGGUCCUGGUAGUGGUCGUGGAGAUGGCUUGCAUAGCGAAACUUCUAACCGAAGCCCGACUCGACGGCAGCUACAUGCGUUUCGCCUUGCUGGUCACGGUCCCGAUCUUCGCUUGCUUCUCGCUCUUCUUCAUGAUCGUCAUCACCGGAUCUCUCUUCCAGCUCUUCGGCCCGCUCUCAGCAGUCCAGGAGAACAGCAUGUUUUACUCUGCCAAAGCGCCCAAGCCAGACAGGUACAAGGAUUACGAACUCCCUCACGUUACAAUCCAGAUGCCCGUCUACAAGGAAGGCUUGAAGGGUGUCAUUAUGCCUACCAUCGAGUCUUGCAUGGCCGCUGUCCGCUUCUACGAGGCGCGGGGCGGUACGGCUUCGAUCUUCGUCAACGACGAUGGUAUGCAGCUUGUGAAGCCAGAGCUGGCUGAGGCCCGACAAGCCUACUAUGAGCUGCACAACAUUGGCUGGUGCAGCCGUCCACCACACUGCACACAAGAAGGUCCCAAGCACUUCCUCCGCAAGGGCAAAUUCAAGAAGGCAUCGAACAUGAACUACUGCCUUGAUUUUGCGGGCCGUGUUGAAGACGAUUGGCUGGCUCGAAUUGAAGCCGAGUGCGAGAAGCGCGGAUGCACGCAAGAUCAGCUAACCAUUCAGGAGGAAGAGGAGCUUUACGACCAGGCCCGCGAGGCACAGCUUGAGAAAGAUGGUGGCCGUACCUGGGCUGCCGGCAACGUGCGCAUGGGAGAGGUCAUCCUUAUCAUUGACUCGGACACCCGUGUUCCGGAGGACUGCCUGCUUUAUGGUGCACUCGAGAUGCAUGAGAGCCCUGAGGUUGCGCUGUUACAACAUUCUUCCGGCAUUCUGCAAGUCGUCAACAAUGUUUUCGAGAACGGCAUCACCUACUUCACAAACCUCAUCUACACGUCCAUCCAGUUCGCCGUCGGAAGCGGCGACUGCGCUCCCUUCGUCGGCCACAACACCUUCAUCCGAUGGAAAGCCAUUCAGUCCGUCAGCUGGGAAGAAGAUGGCAUGACGAAGUUCUGGUCCGACUCCCACGUCUCCGAAGACUUCGAUGUCUCGCUUCGCUUACAGAUUGCUGGCUUUGUUGUGCGCCUUGCCACCUACCACAACGGCGGGUUCAAGGAAGGUGUAUCCCUUACCGUCUACGACGAGCUAGCGCGAUGGGAGAAGUACGCAUACGGCUGCAACGAGCUUGUAUUCCAUCCGCUCCGCUACUGGCCAACGCGAGGACCCAUCACGCCGCUCUUCUGGAAGUUCUUGCGCAGCAACAUCAAGCCGACAAGCAAGAUGACCAUCAUUGCUUACAUCUUCACUUACUACGCCAUCGCAUCGGCCAUACCACUGACUCUGGCGAACUACUUGAUUGUGGGACUGUUCACGGACAACAUCGAUCAGUUCUACAUCACUUCCUGGAAGAUCUUCGUUGGUAUGGCGGCCGUUUUCAACGUGCUUUCACCACUCGCAUACGCCAUGCUUCGGCAUCGCCUGGGUCAGAAGACCUUCUUCCUCUGCCUGUGGGAAACAAUCAAGUGGACGCCAAUGUUCUUGCUAUUCUUCGGCGGCAUCUCCUUCCAUUUGCUGCAAGCACUGCUCUGCCACGCGUUCAGCAUUAACAUGGAGUGGACGACCACGGCAAAGGAGCUGGAGGCGUCGGGCUUCCGCAUUGGGUUGGACAGGAUCGUGAGGGAUUUCAAGUGGAUGUACGCUUUCAUGCUGCCUUUGUGUGCUGGGAUGAUAUAUUUGGCUACCGCGGCACCAAGAGGCUGGUCGAUCACGGACUUUGCGGCCAUUGUGCCCUUGGCGAACCAGGUCGGUUGUCAUGCGCUUUUGCCUUUCGCCUUGGGUCUGUUUUAG